AUGACCUCAACACUUGCUUCCAGCAUGCCUAGCGUAUACGAUUUUGAUGAUGAGGCGGACAUGCCGAAUACGACAACGGACUCUACAUCUUACACACAAUCCGCAAACGGAACACUAGUGAUAAUGGUGGUUCGAGCAAAACAUCUCCCCAAUCGAAGAAAAUUAGAUAAGCAGUCUCCUUAUGUUGUAGUAAGGUUGGGUACGGAUGCAAAGAAGACAAAAUCCGACUUCCGAGCUGGCCAAACUCCAGAGUGGACUCAUGAGAUCAGAUUCGAUAUUAGUAAGGAGAAGAAGCCCCUCCUCAAGGUUGAUCUCUUGGACGAAACAAAAGGUGAUCCGACCCCCAUAGGAAACUGUGAGAUCGAUGCAUCGCUAGUCUUUUCCGAUCUUGGAAAUAGACGUGAAGGGAAGUAUAUACUAGAUAAGUGGUAUGACUUGACAUUCCAGGGCAAAAGAGCAGGAAUGCUAUAUUUGGAAAUGACUUUCUAUCCUAGUGCCCCAAUACUACCACCAAAGAUCCCAUGCCACGAAGAAGAAGAACAACAACAUCUUGUGGGUGCUCAUGGAAGACCGUACGGCAGUACCGUAUCCCCAGUUCAAUCACCGCCACCACAAACUCGUCACUAUGGGUCAAAUCCUGUUCAUGACGUUUUCGUUUCUCUGGAUAGCUCGAAGCAUAGUAAACGAUCGUCGAUAUUCCUGAAAACGAGCCACUAUUUCCUCAACACGGGUGAAGGAAGUGCUUCCAGUCACGAAAGUCCAGAUGAAGUCGUGAUACUGCCUCCAAAAGUGGGAACUAAGAGUCCGAAUAAAUAUAAAUCAAAGUUCAACAAACUUAAGGACAAGUUUCAAUCGAAGCAGGCAUUCUGGGGAGAUUCAGACAGUGGAAAUAAUGCAAAAUCAUUCUUGUCGAGCCCAUCGAGGCGAGACAUAUCCCCCAUUAGUGUUUACGGGUCUGAUCACGUACGCGAGCUAGAAGAAGAUCUGAUAAGGAGCCCCAUUAAUCAAAAUCAGAAACUAGACGAUUUCGAUCUUGACCUCGAGUUCAAAUCGCACUCACCACAACCACCACCACCACCACCACCACAAUACCACCACCACCAAGCCCAUUCCAAGCCGCUCCCCGCACCCCCUGGUAGGAAACCCCCGUCGCCAACCAUCACUUUACAAUUAAAAGACAGCACUGCAAUCCCAUUUUCCGCAGAAUCAAUAGGUCUUGACGACCAUGCCGACAGCUUACCCACCAAGGUCUAUCUACUAGAUGAGCCGGUUAAAUCGCUAACAUGUGACGCCAAACAUACCAGCAACGACGAUUUUCGACAUAAAGAUGAUAUAGAUCCAAGAUUUUAUGCACCCACCCCUAGUGAACAUUUCAAUAGACGAAUGAGAUUCUCGAAUGACGCAGUGACUAGACAAGACCUCAAAGUUGAUUUGAGAACAGACAGAACUGGCUACGUGGGAAAUGGGAAAUUCAGCCCUAGCGUGUUCCAAAAAGCCAGUGUUAAGAAAUCAUUCAAUGUGUACGAUGAUACUGACGAUGACGAUGAAGAUGAGGCAAAACCCGCGGUUCCCCCAAAGAUUCCACUGGGGUUGGAUGAAAUGGAGUAUUAUAUUCUAGAAAAGGAAAAGUACCUUCGUGACCUUCAAGCCAAAAGAGCAUGA
Molecule: messenger RNA, 1662 nt
Organism: Lodderomyces theae
Lineage: Eukaryota; Fungi; Ascomycota; Pichiomycetes; Serinales; Debaryomycetaceae
Gene: INN1
Product: Inn1p
Exons: 1
Coding region: 1-1662 (553 amino acids)
Source: RefSeq, a predicted model, not a curated record